Messenger RNA from Eucalyptus grandis, 1699 nucleotides. RefSeq names its product elongation factor Ts, mitochondrial. Gene Ontology annotation, cellular component: mitochondrial matrix. Gene Ontology annotation, molecular function: protein binding; translation elongation factor activity. The record is from RefSeq and is a predicted model, not a curated record. The coding region runs from base 176 to 1264 and encodes 362 amino acids. Gene Ontology annotation, biological process: mitochondrial translational elongation. The transcript is spliced from 7 exons. Lineage: Eukaryota; Viridiplantae; Streptophyta; Magnoliopsida; Myrtales; Myrtaceae.
CCGUCUUCUUCACUUUCGCCUUCCUCAGCUUCCGUCGCCGUUCGCCAGAAACCUCAGCAGCACACUCGCCGGCGGCGGUAGGGUUUUUCACAGAUCCGGUGACGAAGACCCCCCGCUGUCGUUAGCUCCCGCAUUUUGAUUCGAUUCCCAGCGAAGAGUGGAAUCGCGUCCAGGAAUGGCGCUGCUGAGGAGCGUGGCGAGGACUCCUCUCGGAAAUGCACUGUGCAAGCGGCUUCUGAGCAGCGCGGCGGUCGGGAGAGGGUUCAGCAGCGGUGUCGGCGCCACGGAGCAGAUGAGUUUGAUCAGGGAGUUGAGGGAGAGGACGAGCGCUCCGAUAAAGGAAGUGAAGUCUGCUCUGGUCGACUGCCAGUGGGACAUCGAGGCCGCUCAGAAGGAGCUCAGGAAGAGGGGGCAGGUGGUGGCGUCGAAGAAGUCUUCGCGGACCGCGGCGGAGGGCUUGCUGGCUCUCGCGCAGAGCGAGGGCAAGGCCGCCGUCAUCGAGCUCAACUGCGAGACCGACUUCGUCGCUAGAAACGAGAUCUUCCAGCAUUUGGCGUUAGCUUUGGCGAAGCAAGCUUUGCUGGUGGAAAAUCCUUCUAACCAAGUUUCCGGGAUCUAUCACAUGGGACCUGAGCACUUGGAGGGCUUGAAGUUAAACCUCGAGCAUCCAAAAAUCAGUGGAGAAACAACUGUUCAGAAUGCAAUUACAGAAGUGGCUGCAAUGAUGGGAGAGAAUGUAAAAUUUAGAAGAGGUUAUGCCAUGUGUGCUUCUUCACACGGUGUUCUUUCCACAUAUCUUCACACUAGUCCCCAACCAGGUUUAGGCCGUAUUGCUGGAAUCCUGUCUCUUGAAGUUGAAGACGAGAAUUCACAACUUGAUGCACUGCAACGAGUUGGUUCAGAAUUGGCGAUGCAUAUUGUGGCUGCCAAGCCUUUGUUUCUGACUAAGGAGCUUGUCACGCCCGAUGCAUUAGAAGGUGAACGGGAAAUCCUGAAGUCUCAGGCAGAAACUUCGGGGAAACCUCAGAUGGCCAUAGACAGGAUGGUUGAAGGUCGUCUACGCAAAUACAUGGAGGAAGUGGUACUUAUGGAGCAAAAGUUUGUUGUGAAUGAUAGUAUUAAUGUGAAGACUUUGAUAAGCAAUCUAUCGAAGGAAGUGGGAUCCUCUGUGAAGAUUGGAAACUUUUUCAGAAUGGAAGUUGGAGAAGGAAUUCAGAGGAAUGAAACAUCGAGUGCACCUGAACCUGUGGCUCAAGCUGUGUAAUAUGAGGGUAUGCUCUCAACAGAAUCUGAUGGAUGCAAUACGUCACUGCAAAUUGAAGAUCCUCAAUUAAUUUCUUUCUGUGCGACAGGCUUAAUUAUUUGAGAGGCACAGCUUCACUGAAAAUGUUGUGUUGCGAGCUUUCCUUAAUUUUCAUUUAAUACCGUGAGAUUUGUUAGAAAUGGAGAGUGAUAAUGAAGCGGCGUAGUAGAUUCAUAGUUGCUCUAGGUCCAUUUGGCUCUCUCAAGUGAUUAAACAUCUGACUCCUGGAACUUUUCAUGUAGUAGUAGGGGCGGCAUCUCCGACUUCUGUCAAGGUUGGUGAAGAUUAACAAGUUGGGUCACUCUGAUAUUGCCAAUUUGCUUGUUUAGUGUGGAUAACAGUUUAAAGUUGAUGCAGGAUAAGAUCGUGAAUAAGAUUCGGUUUAUGUCUUGAGUU